Volvox carteri f. nagariensis is the source of this 739-nucleotide messenger RNA. RefSeq lists its product as uncharacterized. The transcript is spliced from 4 exons. Bases 84 to 491 code for a protein of 135 amino acids. Gene Ontology annotation, molecular function: actin binding. NCBI's taxonomy places the organism in Eukaryota, Viridiplantae, Chlorophyta, Chlorophyceae, Chlamydomonadales, Volvocaceae. The record is from RefSeq and is a predicted model, not a curated record.
AAUCGUUUCAACUUAAUUGAAAGGUCAAUACGCGCCUCUCCGCCUAUCCUUUGCUCUCUUGUGGACUUUUUCAUCAAGACGCUAUGAGUCAGGCUUCAAUUGCCGAGGCUGCAAAAGUUGCUCUUAAGGAUGCUUCGCGAUUUCUCUUUUUUAACGAGCAGGGAGCAGUGCUAGCUUCUAGCUUCACCGUCGAGCCAUCGGAGCUGAAGCCCCUUGAGGCGUUGUACUCCGACCGCGAUGAGGCCAUCAAGCAUGGCAUGGUGGUGCUAGGGACACGAUACGAGGUCCAUCGCCACCACCCACCCCUCAUCUACGGUCGGACCAUGGGCGCUGUGCCCGAAGAGAGCGAGGGAUGCGCCAUCUGCAAGAUUGCGAAGGGCCUCGAUGGGCAAGCAUGCUAUGGGCUCAUAACGUACCAGAUGCCCAACAUCUCUGCCAGAAUGGUUCCGAUGCUUCAGAAGUUUUGCCAGGAGCAUUUAGAGGCCAAAUGAACUUAGCGGCUGGGGAAAAGCGAAGAGAGAUUGGGCUAGAGUAGACGACAGGCGGGGGACGUCCUGAGCCGCGGAGCUGAGCUCGUGGAUACGCAGGUGCAUGGAGCUGUUUGGGCGGGCGUGGCUUAUGGAACUUAAGCCUCGUGGAUGCGCCAGCAGCUGCCCUAAUAACGUGUCGGGUCGAUGUUAAUCCCGUGAGGACGCUCUCCUUCUUCUUGACACGGUGGCGCAUGGCAUUUGGUGCAGUU